Molecule: messenger RNA, 336 nt
Organism: Cetraspora pellucida
Lineage: Eukaryota; Fungi; Glomeromycota; Glomeromycetes; Diversisporales; Gigasporaceae
Source: the annotation of a GenBank genome assembly
AUGAGUGAUACUAAAAGUAUAGAGAUUAUUAGCCUUUUUAAUAACAAUACAAAUAAUGCUAAAGAUAUAAAAAACAUGAAUUACCUUGCUGAUAUUAUUGAAAAAAACAUGGAUACUAGUUCUUUUCAAGUAACUUCAAUUAUUAGCAAUGCUGAAAAUAAUGUGUCAAGAUUAUUUAUUGGAAAAAAAACUAUCAAGUUGGGCAUCAUUGUUACAUCUUUCUUGAAUGAUGCUGCACAAACAUCCAAUUGGCUUGAUACUCAAAAAGAAAAAGACCCAAGAUGGGUUGUGGCAAGAGAUUGGGAUAAAGAUAACACACUUACUUACUUAAUGUGA